Fusarium fujikuroi IMI 58289 is the source of this 1305-nucleotide messenger RNA. RefSeq names its product probable TRM11 Catalytic subunit of an adoMet-dependent tRNA methyltransferase complex (Trm11p-Trm112p). Bases 1 to 1305 code for a protein of 434 amino acids. Gene Ontology annotation, biological process: methylation. NCBI's taxonomy places the organism in Eukaryota, Fungi, Ascomycota, Sordariomycetes, Hypocreales, Nectriaceae. Gene Ontology annotation, cellular component: cytoplasm. The record is from RefSeq and is a predicted model, not a curated record. The transcript is spliced from 4 exons. Gene Ontology annotation, molecular function: nucleic acid binding.
AUGGAUUUCCUCAUCAAAUUUGCUCAGGCGCAUGAGACAUUUCGAGUCCCUGAGAUCGAGGCUUUGGCCUUGGUUGAAGGCCUUGAUAUGAAAAUAGUCGACUAUAGCCAAGACUCCCCAUUUUGUAUCGUAUACCUUGAUUCGGUUGAAUCUGCUAGACGUCUGGCCAAGAGAUCCAUUCUAAUUCAAUCUAUCCAUGAGCUCUGGGGCAAAGGGCGCACACUGGAUGAACUUCAUGAAUCAGUCAAGACAAACACAUCUCAUGUCUGGGAUGGUUAUCUUGGAAAAUCAUUCAAGUUCGAUGUUGACCCAUACCAAGGAACUCGUUCAGCCAAAAAGAGGAUCGAACUUAUCAACUCUUUCCGAUUUCUGGGCUGGACUGGGCCUGUGAAAAUGACCAACCCUGACAACUUAUUCACCAUCUUCGAAAUGUGGCCCUAUAACAGCGUUCCCUUGAAUAUUUUGGACCCCACAAUGAUGUAUCUCGCACGACAUGUAGGGAACUCAUCGCGAGAACUCUUGGUCAAGUUCGACCUCAAGAAGCGAGGAUAUAUCUCAACGACGAGCAUGGACUCUGAGCUCGCUCUCGUCACUGCCAACCUUGCACUCGCUGCCCCCGGCAAGCUAUACUACGAUCCGUUCGUUGGAACUGGUUCCUUUCCCAUCGCCUGUGCCCAUUUCGGUGCCCUUGCAUUCGGAAGCGAUAUAGAUGGUCGAAGUAUGCGCGGCGAGGGUGGCAACAAGAGUUUGAAAGGCAACUUUGACCAGUAUGGCAUUGGGUCUUGCUUAGGAGACGUAUUCUCGGCCGAUUUGACCAACACCCCAAUCAGGAGGCAUCUUCGCACAUGGGAUGGAAUUGUUUGUGAUCCUCCAUAUGGUGUGAGAGAGGGGCUGAGGGUUCUUGGUCUCCGUGACCCUGAGAAGACCCCCUGGAAACCAACUUAUGUGCCACCUAAGAAGCCUUAUAGCUUUCUGGUGAUGCUCGAUGAUAUCUUGAGUUUUGCAGCCGAGACUCUGGUGGAUGAAGGGCGAUUGUCAUUCUGGAUGCCAACAGCUAACGACGAAGACCAAGAGAUUCCCGUACCCAGCCAUCCUUACAUGGAAGUUGUGUCUGUCUGCACCCAGCCUUUCAACAAGUGGUCCAGGAGACUCAUCACCUACCGUCGGCUCCCCGACUCGCAGGUCUCGCAAGAAGCCCUCGGGGCUUACACAAAUAGACAGAAGCUCACAUUGAGCGGAACAUCGGCAGACGAACUCAACCCGUUUCGACGUGGAUAUUUCAAUAAGUUCGAGGCCGAAGAAUAA